CUUUCUUUUUACAGAUGUGGGUGUGGUCUAUUCCUUAAAGAACACGACAGCGAGGUUAUAUAUGACGCUGAAGUGAAUUUCAGGCUAUCACGCAGUCCAACGGAAUCAGAAAGUUGGCAAGUGAAGACCCACACUCGGGCAGUACCCACGACGGCUUUUGGAACCGUCGAAUUUCAAGGUGGUCCCCAUCCUACCAAAGCGAGAUACGUUCGAAUAAACUAUGACACGCCACCGGAAACCGUCGUGGAGUUACUGCUUCGUGAAUGGCGUCUACGCGUGCCAUCCUUGGUGAUUUCCGUACUUGGAGGCUUGGUCAAUGCGCCAAUUCAAGCGAAACUAGCCUCAGUGAUCAAACGCGGUCUAUUACGUGCUGCCAAAACCACUGGCGCAUGGGUGAUUACCAAUGGCCUUGAUACAGGUGUUACGAUUCAUGUUGGUGAAGCACUGGGUGACGAGGUCCACGUGAGGGGGUCCAAAAUCGUUGCGUUAGGCAUCGCGCCUUGGGGGGUGAUACAACAGCGGAAUAUGCUCACCGGCAUUAAUGUGAGUCGCUCCUAUCUCUUCCCAUAUAUCCUUAUUCAAAUUGCAUUUCCAGCUUUCCGUUUACUCAAACUUUGGAAACGUUACUUACCACUUACCUUAUAA
Molecule: messenger RNA, 645 nt
Organism: Rodentolepis nana
Lineage: Eukaryota; Metazoa; Platyhelminthes; Cestoda; Cyclophyllidea; Hymenolepididae
Source: the annotation of a GenBank genome assembly